UUUAGAACUCUAACAUUCCCCUGGCAAAAUACCAGGUGUUAUUUUGACUUGUUUACAGACCUUAACACACAAGCUGUUAACUAAAAAUAUAUUGAUAAAUCAGACCAAAUUAAAGAUUUCUUAAUUAAUGUCACCAUAAUAAAUUUUAAAUACAAUCAUGGAACCCAAGUUCUAUGUGUAACCAUUAAGGUCUCAAAAAUUAUAAAAAAUACAAGCAUAGAGUGGGAAGACAUAUUUGCAAUUUACGUAUUUGAAAAAGAUAUUUCUAGAAUAUAGAAUUUCCAGUAUAAGAAGGAAACAGGCAAACAUCCCAAAUAGAAAAAUAUACAAAAGACUUUUACAAGCUCUUCAUGAUAAUAUAAACUAAUGGCCAAUAAAUUUGUGAAAAUGUGUAUGAUUUCAUGAAUUACCAGGGAAAUGCUAAUUAAAAUCACAAUAUGCUAUUACCACACACUGAGUAGAGUGGCUGAAACUGAAGAGACAAUAUCAAAUGUUGACAAGGAUAUGAAGAAACUGGAACUCCCAAACUUUGCUGGCAUUACUAUAACUAUUUUUGAAAAAAUAUUUCACAAUAUUUGAAGAUCUAAAUAUAUGUGCAUGCAUUAAUGCACAACAUUCCAAAUCCUAUUAACAUAUUCAACAUACAUAGUGAUAGAACAAAAAAAAAUCUCAAAACUGGGAAAACCCCAAUUUCAGCCACUGUAGAAUGUAUAAACUACAUGGUAUAUUCAUACAUCUGAAAAAUAUAAACCAAUGUGUACAAAACACGUUAGAACAACAUGACACAGAACAAUUUCACUUAAUAUAAUGCUAACUGAAGAACAUAGACAAAAUGCUAAUACUGUAUAGCUUUAUUUGUAUGAAAAUUCAAAAAAGAGCUGAGAUAGCUAUGAUAGUAGAAGUCAUGAUAGUGCUUGCCUUUUAGGAGGGAAGAUAAAAACAAAGAAGGGGAAUUCUUGGGUUUUGGUAGACUUUCAAUUUUUAAUCUGGAAAAUUCUUAUAAUAGUAUAUACACUUUGUUAAAAUCCACUGACUUGAGAUUCACUGUAUGUACAUAUGUACGUGUGGUCAGAUUCAUCCUAUCCCUCCAUUUUACUCUUGCCACUACUCUACUGAUCUUUCCUCUGUUUUGAUGGAAUACCCCCAAUGCCUCAGCCAUUUUGCCACUAGCUUCCACAUAUCAGAGAAAACAUUUAAAUUUUGACUUUUUUGAACUACUUUGGGACUGAAUUAGAGAAAUUAUUUUGUAUGCUAUUGAGAUUGUCAAAGUGUAUUCUAAUGUUAUGUCUAACUUUAGAAAAUGAUUAUUAAAUACACACACACACACACACACACACACACACACACAGCAUUAAACCUAAAUUCCUGCCUUUAACAAACAGUAUUUCACUGAGUUGUACAGUUAUGCUUUGUGACUUUUUCUGGUGGAAUGUUAUAUUUCAAAAUUAAAGUAAUUUUUUAAAAUCGAAAUUUUGUCAAUAUACAAUAUUAUUAAUUUCAUAAAAAUAAUAAAUUAUAAACACAAAGUUCCUUUAUGUACUCAAAUGAAGAUAAAACGAUAAAGAUAAUAUAUCAGUUUACUUUGUUCUUAAAGGCAUUCUUUUACUGAAAAUUAACUCAGGUGAUAUUUAUUUAAAAAUUCUAAUAACUUGGAGAUAAAAUAAGGCACGCUUUUGUGGCUUAAAAGGGUAUGGAUAUACACCAGAUUUAAAAUUUGGAAUGAAAUGGCAAAUAUUAUGUGCAAUAGUAAGAAAGGACACCUGGUGGCGCUGCAGGCUAAGAGUGUGAAUAAUGGGCUCUGGAUGACCAAGGACGCAUUUGAGCUGGGAAGCACUCUGAAAGCUCCUUACAACAAUGAGGCAUUUUAGGUGAGCUCCAGGAGACAAAUCUUCAGAAAGGUCUUCGUUCCAAGCGCAUAAAAACAGAAACAUUUGACCAAAUCGUCUGAGUGGAUUGCAUACAACUAAAAGGAACUGCACCUUCUGGACCCGUCUGAACAAUGGAGGGAGAGCUAGAUAAAACGCCACGGAAAAGGCAAGUCAUUUUUCUUGCUAUGCUGUUGUUUUUGUGGGAGGCUGACUCUGAGGCAAUUAGGUAUUCCAUUCCAGAAGAAACAGAAAGUGGCUACUCUGUGGCCAACCUGGCAAAAGAUCUGGGGCUCAGGGUGGGAGACCUGGCCACUCGGGGUGCGCGAAUCCAUCACAAAGGCAGCAAACAGCUCUUGCAGCUUGAUGUAAAAACCGGCAAUUUGCUUCUACAGGAAAAACUAGACCGGGAGGUGCUGUGUGGGGCUACAGAACCCUGUAUAUUGCAUUUCAAACUGUUACUAGAAAACCCAGUGCAGUUGUUUAAAGUUGAUGUGCAACUGACAGAUAUAAAUGACCAUACUCCAGAGUUCCUAGACAGGGAAAUGAUCCUUAGAAUCCCAGAGAGUGCACAGCAAGGGACGAUGUUUCCUUUGAAAUCAGCUCACGACUUUGAUAUAGGUAGCAACAGUGUUCAGAACUAUGCAAUCAGCCCCAAUUCCUAUUUUCAUGUUGCUACUCACAAUCGCGGAGAUGGCAGAAAAUACCCAGAGCUGGUGUUGGACAAAGCCCUGGACCGGGAGGAAGAGUCUGAGCUCAGUUUAACCCUCACAGCACUGGAUGCCCUACCUGCCGCUCCCGGAAGUGGCGCCCGAGCGCGCGCAGGGGGACUCGCUCACUGUCUACUUGGUCAUCGCCUUGGCAUCGGUGUCAUCGCUCUUCCUCUUCUCUGUGUUGGUGUUUGUGGUGGUGAGGCUGUGCAGGAGGCGCAGGGCGGUGCCGCUGGGUGUCUGCUCUAUGCCUGA
This is a messenger RNA of Ictidomys tridecemlineatus (thirteen-lined ground squirrel), 2830 nucleotides long. The record is from RefSeq and is a predicted model, not a curated record. Lineage: Eukaryota; Metazoa; Chordata; Mammalia; Rodentia; Sciuridae.